AUGUUCAAUAGUAUUGCCAUUACGCUAGUCGGCAUUAUCGUGACACUUUCUCUCAUAUUAUGUUGCUGUGUGCUCAUAUUUAUGUGGCGAAAUAGAGAGUCAAGUCGUUUCAAGGCCUUUUUCUACAGAUGUUGCUGGAAUGAGGAGUUCAUAAAUUUGUUUACCCUUGUAUUUUUCGUAACAACUAUGUAUCCAAGAUUUUUACCCGUCACUUUCAACACUUAUCUCUAUAUGAAUCGUUUCCCAUGGUGGACAAACCUCUACUUCGUCUUGGAGACUACAUCUGCGGUGAUACCGCUUCCAAGGUAUCUGCGUUCCUAACUCCAUCUAUUCUGUUUUUUCAUGUUCAACUUCAGUCCAUGAACCUCCAGUUGAUCCUUCUAUGUCUGCACAUCUUUCUGGAGUUCAUCUCUGCUUCUUGCCAUUAGGAACACACCAUCUGCGCACAAGAGCACACGGUGGUUGCCGUAUGAAGUCGUUGACUAUCGCAUCCAUGACGGUGAUGAACAGGAGCUGCGAGAGUAAGGAUCCCGUGUACCCCGGCUUGUAUCUUGAAGUCUUUUGAUGGUCCUGCUGCUGUCUGGACGUAGCUCGUGGCUGGCAAAACUUAGUUAACAACCUAAUAAAAUAAUAAUGAAAUAACAAAGUGCGAAUACCAGAAAAAAAUUUUCACGCUAUGCAGAAGCAUUUGUUCGAUAAAUUCAGUUCUUACAAAAACACACAGCAAGUAUUUUUCAGCUAGAUAAAGUGUGAUUUGUAGAGGAUGAUCGCAGCAUUAUGUGUUACAAAUUUGAAAUCAAAAUUAUUAGUAGUUUCGUGGUCUACUACACUGCAUAAUCGGCUAACGACUUUUGCCCCACCCUGCAUACA
Molecule: messenger RNA, 870 nt
Organism: Cylicocyclus nassatus
Lineage: Eukaryota; Metazoa; Nematoda; Chromadorea; Rhabditida; Strongylidae
Source: the annotation of a GenBank genome assembly